Messenger RNA from Acanthisitta chloris (rifleman), 1878 nucleotides. RefSeq names its product kinesin family member C3 (gene KIFC3). Gene Ontology annotation, molecular function: microtubule motor activity; microtubule binding; ATP binding. NCBI's taxonomy places the organism in Eukaryota, Metazoa, Chordata, Aves, Passeriformes, Acanthisittidae. The transcript is spliced from 14 exons. Gene Ontology annotation, biological process: microtubule-based movement. The annotation marks the transcript as partial. The record is from RefSeq and is a predicted model, not a curated record.
CAGAAGACAAACCGCUUGGCCGAGGUGGAGCUGCGGCUCAAGGACUCCCUGGCCGAGAGAGCUGAGGAGGAGGAGAGGCUCAGCCGGCGGUUGCGGGACAGCCAGGAGACCAUCGCCAGCCUCAAGUCCCAGCCCCAACAGAUAAAGUACGUCAUCAAGACGGUGGAGGUGGAGUCAGCCAAGGCGAAACAAGCCCUGUGCGAGACCCAGUCCCGAAACCAGUACCUUCAGGAGCAAGUGGGGAUGCAGAGGCAGGUGCUAAAGGAGAUGGAGCAGCAGCUGCAGAGCUCCCAGAAGACAGAAGCUCAGCUCCGAGCUCAGAUCACAAUGUACGAAGCCGAGCUGGAGCGAGCCCAUGGGCAGAUGCUGGAGGAGAUGCAGGCGAUGGAGGAGGAGAAGAACCGCGCCAUCGAAGAGGCGUUUUCCCGUGCCCAAGUGGAGAUGAAGGCGGUGCAUGAGAACCUGGCAGGUGUCCGGACCAACCUGCUGACUCUGCAGCCAGCGCUGCGCACCCUCACCCACGACUACAACAGCCUGAAGCGUCAGGUCCGCGACUUCCCCCUGCUCCUCCAGGAGACCCUGCGCAGCGCCAGGGCCGAGAUCAGCCAGGCCAUUGAGGAGGUGAACAGCACCAACAGGGAGCUGCUGCGCAAGUACCGGCGGGAGCUGCAGCUCCGCAAGAAGUGUCACAACGAGCUGGUGCGGCUGAAAGGAAACAUCCGUGUUUUCGGGCGAGUCCGUCCCAUCACAAAGGAGGAUGGUGAGGGCCCGGAGGCAGCCAACGCAGUGACCUUCGAUGCUGACGAUGACGCUGUCCUGCACCUCCUGCACAAGGGGAAGCAGGUGUCCUUCGAGCUGGAUAAGGUCUUUCCCCCACAAGCAUCCCAGGAGGAGGUAUUUCAGGAGGUUCAAGCCCUGGUCACCUCCUGCAUCGACGGCUACAACGUUUGCAUCUUUGCCUACGGACAGACAGGAGCAGGAAAAACCUACACAAUGGAGGGGACAGCAGCAAACCCAGGGAUCAACCAGCGAGCCCUGCAGCUCCUCUUCUCCGAGGUGCGGGGCAAAGCAGCCGACUGGGACUAUGCCAUCAGUGUCAGUGCCGCCGAGAUCUACAACGAGACACUCAGGGACUUGCUGGGGAAGGAGCCACAGGAGAAGCUGGAGAUCAAGCUGUGCCCUGAUGGCAGUGGACAGCUGUACGUGCCUGGGCUGACUGAAUUCAGGGUGCAGAGCGUGGAGGACAUCAACAAGGUCUUUGAGUUUGGUCAUGUCAACCGAGUGACAGAGUGCACCAACCUGAACGAGCACAGCUCCCGCUCCCACGCUCUCCUCAUCAUCACCGUCCGUGGCCUCGACCGCAGCACCGGGCUCCGCACCACAGGGAAGCUGAACCUGGUGGACCUGGCGGGGUCGGAGCGUGGCUCGGGCGCGGAAGGCAGUCGGCUCCGCGAGGCACAGCACAUCAACAAGUCUCUCUCGGCGCUGGGCGACGUCAUUUACGCCCUGCGCUCCCGGCAGGGCCACGUGCCCUUCCGCAACUCCAAGCUGACCUACCUGCUGCAGGACUCGCUCAGCGGCGACAGCAAGACCCUCAUGAUGGUGCAGGUUUCCCCCGCCGAGAAAAACACCAGCGAGACGCUGUGUUCCCUGAAGUUUGCCGAGAGGGUUCGCUCCGUGGAGCUGGGUCCUGUCUCCCGCAAGGCUGAGCUGGUUUCCUGGCCCAGCCAGGAGCAAUUGGAGGGUGACUCGCCAGGGACCACAGCACCACCUGGACGGGGCCACACGUCCUCCAGCCCGGGGCAGAUCUCCGGUCGUGCUGCCUCCAUCCGCAGGAAGCUCCAGACCUCAGGGAGGCUGAGGCCAGUCCCCCUGUGA